Messenger RNA from Alternaria atra, 657 nucleotides. RefSeq lists its product as uncharacterized. The coding region runs from base 1 to 657 and encodes 218 amino acids. NCBI's taxonomy places the organism in Eukaryota, Fungi, Ascomycota, Dothideomycetes, Pleosporales, Pleosporaceae. The record is from RefSeq and is a predicted model, not a curated record. The transcript is spliced from 3 exons.
AUGUGGUUUUUUGACGCGCAGCGACAGAUGAACUAUCAGUUUGACGCACAAAAUCACCGGUACAUAUAUGCUGACGGCCUGAUCGUACCGCAGCCUGGUUAUUCAAAACCACCAGUUAUCCCACCCGCACAUCGAGGAUAUGAUCAACCGAUAUAUCCAAGUCGUGCACCUCCGCCUCCACCCCCAAAUAACUACCCAGACUUGCAAAGUAGCCAGCCUGUGAACCAAGGACAUUUCUUCCAAAGUGGUCAACCGCCAGGGAACUUCAGUCCACCUCCUCCACCACCACCUUCACCUCCACCGCCGGACUAUCAUCUAGAUAGGUCGAGUUAUAUGCCCGCGCUUUCGCGCCCACCCGAUUCAGGAUAUUUGUCAAUAAACCCUCGCUAUGUGCAGGCACUACCCAGCUUAUCAUAUGGUCAACUUGCAUACCCGCAGCAUCCGCCACCACCACCUCAUACCUACUCUGCGACAGGAGCAUACAGCAAUGGCGGAUCAGGUGAUGACCAAAACGACAGAAAUAGGCAUGGUAGAAAUCAUUUCGAGGACAACAAUCCUCCAGCAAAGGGUGAUCAGCCAAACGGUCGCGACCGUAUAGAUGACGGCGACGAAACUCAGGCAAUGCCGAGGUACUACAAGGUCCGGGAUGGCGGCUAA